This is a messenger RNA of Rhagoletis zephyria (snowberry fruit fly), 1049 nucleotides long. RefSeq names its product Bax Inhibitor-1 (gene BI-1). Gene Ontology annotation, biological process: negative regulation of apoptotic signaling pathway; cellular response to unfolded protein; negative regulation of endoribonuclease activity. Gene Ontology annotation, molecular function: enzyme binding. The record is from RefSeq and is a predicted model, not a curated record. Gene Ontology annotation, cellular component: mitochondrial membrane. NCBI's taxonomy places the organism in Eukaryota, Metazoa, Arthropoda, Insecta, Diptera, Tephritidae.
UUAUGACAAGACAAGAAAUCGAAAACGUCUAGAAGCGACGAGUCGUCCUUAUACGGAAAAUACUUUGCGAUUACUUUGAGUUUGAGAAUUCAUAAGGAAAAAAUUUGAAUUUAUUGUCAAAUAUUAAAAAAUCAAAACCAAAACAAUAAAUUUAAAGUCCUAAUAGAGGAGAAAUAAUUCCGCGGAGGUGACCAUAACGAAUCCCCGAUAUAAGUCUAGCAAAACGUUUCACCACUUUUGGCCACGAAAUGGCGACAUCGACUGCAACAUAUGCAUCAUUCCAAGACAGGAUUCAAGGCUUCAUUAAUGGAUUUGGCGACAAAUAUGAGCCCUAUGUACGUACCCAUUUGGCUAAAGUAUAUAUGGUUUUAGGAGCCGCAACGGCCAGCACAGCCGUGGGAGCUGCGCUUCACUUGUGGGGCGUUAUAAACCUCGGGCUAUUGGCAGCACUGGCUUCCUUGGGGCUUGUGUUGGGUCUACAUUUUUAUAGAGACGAUGGAAAAAAUUACUAUACUCGUCUAAGCAUGUUAAUGGCGUUCGGCUUUUGUUCCGGCCAGACUCUGGGUCCGCUAAUGCAAUAUAUCAUUAGCAUCAAUCCGUCGAUAAUAUUAACUGCGCUCACAGGCACCGUGGUGACCUUUAUCUCACUCUCAUUGGGUGCAUUAUUGGCAGAACGUGGAAAAUAUCUUUAUUUGGGCGGAUUGUUAAUUAGUGUCAUUAAUACCAUGGCCUUAUUAAGUCUUUUCAAUAUGUUUUUCCAGUCGUACUUUGUUCAGCAGACUCAACUGUAUGUAGGUGUAUUUGUAAUGGCUGCUUUUGUGGUCUUUGAUACACAAAACAUAGUGGAGAAAUGUCGUGCAGGCAAUCGUGAUGUGGUACAACAUGCUUUGGAUUUGUUCUUUGAUGUUUUGAGCAUGUUUAGACGUUUGCUAAUUAUUUUAACACAAAAGCUUAAGCAUCAUUUUCUCUCAUAAAUAACUGAACCGCUAAGUUUAUUACUGAGGCUUUCUUGUUAAAGGAAAAAUUCAAGUCCAAUGGCGUGCUACUCA